Molecule: messenger RNA, 960 nt
Organism: Manis pentadactyla (Chinese pangolin)
Lineage: Eukaryota; Metazoa; Chordata; Mammalia; Pholidota; Manidae
Product: olfactory receptor 3A2
Exons: 1
Coding region: 13-960 (315 amino acids)
Biological process (GO): G protein-coupled receptor signaling pathway
Cellular component (GO): membrane
Molecular function (GO): olfactory receptor activity; G protein-coupled receptor activity
Source: RefSeq, a predicted model, not a curated record
UUAUAGGGACUCAUGGAUCCAGAGGCUGAGACCAAUAGGACAGCGGUUACUGAGUUCAUUCUACUGGGUCUGGUGGAAACAGAAAACCUACAGUCGGCUGUCUUUGUACUCUUCCUCUUUGCCUACCUGCUCACAGUCGGGGGCAACCUCAGCAUCCUGGCAGCCAUCCUAGUGGAGCCCAAACUCCACACCCCCAUGUACUUCUUCCUGGGGAACCUGUCAGCACUGGACGUUGGCUGCAUCACCGUCACGGUCCCCUCAAUGUUGGGUCGCCUCCUGUCCCACACGCGUAUGAUUUCCCAUGAAGCCUGCCUCUCCCAACUCUUCUUAUUUCACCUUCUGGCAGGGGUGGACUGCUUCCUGCUGACAGCCAUGGCCUAUGACCGAUUCCUGGCCAUCUGCCGGCCCCUCACCUACAGCACCCACAUGAGCCAGAUGGUCCAAAGGAUAUUGGUGGCCGUGUCCUGGGCUUGCGCCUUCACCAAUGCACUGACCCACACUGUAGCCAUAUCCACCCUCAACUUCUGUGGUCCCAAUGUGAUCAAUCACUUCUACUGCGACCUGCCCCAGCUCUUCCAGCUCUCCUGCUCCAGCACCCAGGUCAAUGAACUGCUGCUGUUUGCUGUGGGCUUCAUAAUGGCAGGUGCACCUUUGGUUCUCAUCAUUACCUCCUACAUUCACGUGGCAGCUGCGGUCCUGCGCAUCCGCUCUGCCGAGGGCAGGAAGAAAGCCUUCUCCACAUGCGGCUCCCACCUCACGGUGGUUUGCAUCUUCUUUGGGACUGGCAUGUUUAACUACAUGCGUCUGGGCUCAGAGGAGGCUUCAGAUAAGGACAAAGGGGUUGGGGUUUUCAACACAGUUAUCAACCCCAUGCUGAAUCCACUCAUCUACAGCCUUAGAAACCCUGAUGUUCAAGGUGCCCUGUGGCGGGUGCUUGUGGGGAGAAGAUCACUGACCUGA